UCGGCGCUGUAGUAGAUUCAGAGCGCCGAGGCUUUGGCGCUGUCCACAAGAGAGCAGGUUCUGAAACGCGCCGUGCGCUCGUUCUGUGUUGCGCGGUAAAGACCGAGGCUCGCCGCACAUCCUCCACUUCUCACCAGCGGGGCAUUCACACUGGACGAACAUUGUUCGGCGGACAUUAUCGUUUUUGACCCUCUCAGUGACCGAGACCAAUUACACUACCCUUUGAGCCAUCUGAGACUUUCAGUGGAUUUUUACUCAAGUGCAAAAGUUGCCUGUUUUUCUUCACGAGUUGUCUUGGACAUUCCACAAGAAAAAAUGCUUAUCGCAAAGGCUGUUUUGUAUUUACUAUUUAACUCUGGCAAACAUUUUGAUUCCGGUUCCUUAUGAUGCACUUUUUAAUUUCAUUCGUCCCUGGUCAUAUGUCUAUUGUUUGGGGACAUUUUUCCUGUCGGAGUUAUCUGCGUAUUUUUCAAAAAAGAGAAUCCGAAGGAGUUCUGAGGUAUUAGAUGAUCAAGAUGCAAGGAAAUCACAUUCAUAAGCCUUUGAAGUUGCGGUGAAAAUCAAGUGAAUGUUUUGGAUUCUCGUAAACCGAACCGGGAUCUUACAAUUCACCAGUAGAGACUGUUAACGACGCUCUGACAGCGCGAACCUCAGUUCACGGGUCACGGUCAGUGGAGCGAGGAUGUCAAGAUAAAUCUGCUUAGAAACAAGACUUCUACAUUUUAUUUUAACUUUAACCUGGACACAUUUCGGACUUAUUUAAAGCAGUUUAUUUUUACCAGGGUUUUUUUUAAAGUACUGCGUUUAUGAACCCUCUCGCUCACUGAUGUCCAUCUGAAUCAGUUCACUCUGGAUGUUGGGCCGCAAAAUCUGACCCUGCAGGGUUGUGUCCUGACUAUUUGAACUUCGUCUUAUUGAUGAUGGAUGAGAAAAAAUAUUAUUUAUGAAUGAUCUUUUUAUAUUUCUCUCCCAUAUCCAAUAAGCUGUUACCACACUUCUACCACACUUCAGGUUAAAUGGUCUAUUUUUAAACCAAAGUUUCUUUUGACUUCUAAACAGUUUAAACGGAGUUUAAAAGAAACAAUUUCGAACAGAACGGACUGACUACAUUCGCAUAAACCUUUAAAAGACCAACAACGGGACAAUACAGUUUGUUUGGUUUUAAACGGAAAGGCCUUUUCUGCUAACAGAUGGAAAUCCACUGCAAACACGACCCGUUCGCCGCAAUGCACAGGCAUGGAGGGGUGAAUCAGCUGGGUGGGGUGUUUGUGAAUGGGAGACCUUUGCCUGAUGUGGUGAGGCAGAGGAUAGUGGAGUUAGCCCAUCAGGGCGUACGCCCAUGUGACAUCUCCCGCCAGCUCCGGGUCAGCCAUGGCUGCGUCAGCAAGAUACUGGGCAGGUACUAUGAGACCGGCAGCAUCAGACCAGGGGUGAUCGGAGGCUCCAAACCAAAGGUUGCUACACCCAAAGUAGUUGACAAAAUCGCUGAUUACAAACGCCAAAACCCCACCAUGUUUGCCUGGGAGAUAAGAGACAGACUGCUGGCAGAAAGAGUGUGUGACAAUGACAGCGUUCCUAGCGUCAGCUCAAUCAACAGGAUCAUUCGCACUAAAGUUCAGCAGCCACCCGGUCAAUCAGGAGUUGUCUCCACCCAUAACUUAGCCUCUACAGUAGCAGUGACUCAAGUGUCGGCAGUAACCAGUGAUGCCGCAGGCUCCUCCUAUUCCAUUAGUGGAAUUCUGGGAAUUAGCUCACCUGCUGAUGCAAGCAAGCGGAAAAGAGACGAAACUCUACAGGACUCUCCUUUGGCGAAUGGCCAUGGUCACUCGGGGCGGGACUUUCUGCGCAAACAAAUGCGAGGAGACCUCUUCACGCCGCAACAGCUCGAGGUAUUGGACCAUGUGUUUGAUCGACAGCCCUUUCCUGAAAUGCACUUCACCCCUGACAACAGCAGCACCAAGCCCGCCCAGACGCCUGAUUAUUCAGCUAUGGCAUCUCUGGCUGGUGGAUUGGAAGAGAUGAAGAACAGCUUGGGCAAUCAGACGGGAGCAGAGUUGGUUUCCACCGUUGCCGGACCUCAAUCAUAUCCACUAGUGUCCGGUCGUGACCUGGCCAGCACCACACUCCCUGGUUAUCCCCCUCACGUUCCUCCGACUGGGCAGGGGAGUUACUCCACACCCUCCCUCACAGGAAUGGUACCCGGAGGAGAUUUCUCCACCAGCCCUUAUUCCCAUCCUCAGUAUUCUACAUACAAUGAGUCUUGGAGAUUCGCAAACCCCAGCCUACUAGUGUUCCAGCAGGAGUAUGGUUCUUUACUGGGUUCAGAGAGAGCAGCUUCAUCGGGUCUGUUUCCUGGCCAAACCCCACAACCUACAGGAUCUCCAUACUACUAUAGCCCAGCCACACGAGGGACAGGAACGGCUGGCACAGCAACUGGCACUGCCUACGAUCGCCACUGACCAGCCAGGCAGAAUAGACAAGAAAUCAAAGUGGGAGAAAUGCAAAGAGAGCACUGAUAAUGGAUUAUAUACAUGCCUAUACAUGGAAGAGGAGUAAAGGAGGAGCAGGAUGGAAAAAUGAGAAAGAACGAAGAGGUGACAAUGUUUCCUGCCAGUUACAAUCAAUGUUCAAAUCAGUACUUCAGCUUACUUCUGUCUCAUUCACGUGAAUUAAUGCAAAGUUACACCCAUACACCCUGACUUCUGUGGUCUCAGCUUGGUUUGAUUUAUCUCAUUAAAGCUUUUCUUGUCCUUUGCAUCCUUAUGGAUUCUGCUUUUGUAAAGAUGAUCAGGUGAUGGGAGUUGGUACCAGACAAUCUACUACAGUGGCAGCUUGAGAUGAUCUGCAUUAUUUGAGUUCUUAUUGUUUUUAUCGUGUUAAUCUGGACUGUUUGAAUGUGGCGACAUAAUCUGGUGAGACCAAACCAGAGCAGUGAAUAGUUUUCUGGAGAAAAACAUUUUACAUAGCAAAUUCAAAAGAGUUGGACAGAUAACUCAGGUAGGAAUAUUUGCAUUUUUACAUUAAAAGUAGCCAGUAUGAAAGACACGGGACUUGAAAUUCUAGGAAAAUGAUGGUAGUGUAAUUACAGUAAGGGGAGAUUUUACCAAAAGGCCCUGAUGAGUAAGCACAAGUAUAUUUAACCCAAAAUGUUUUUUUAAGCACCAUUUAAUCAUAAUGGACUUUUUUGUUUUCCUGGUUUCAAUGAACUGAAUAAGUAGGGGGUUUAGCAUUCCUAGCUUGGCUAAAAACAGAAAGACUCGAUAUAAUGUUUGUGGUUCAGUCAUUACUUGUGAUAUGUUGGAAAACAGCAGCAUAUGUUACGUAUGAGAGCAUCAGCAUUUUAAAUACUUCUCUCCUCGCUCUGUGUAGAUAAAUACUAUUUACAUAUGUACAGAAUACCCUUAUUCAACUGUACAUUGGUAAGAUUUAUAGCUAUUUAUGAUGGAGAGUAAUAUAUAUAAACCUGUGUAAAAGUUUACUGCGAACAAAUGCUCCAAUGCUAGCUAAAGAUGUUGCUGCGAAAGAUGUGGCUGGUUAUGUUAUAUGGUUCACUCCUAUUAGAUUUAGGUGCAAGCGUCGAAUCACAGACAAACUCUUUUUUGUGUAGAUAGGGGGGAACUGUUAGCUAGGCUCAUUUCCCCAACGGGGAAUGAUGUCAUAGUGUCUGUCUCUAAAGGUGACCUCCCCAAAGAUUUUAUUCGCUUUUGCAAAUAAGACACUCUUAAAGCACAAAAAGACAGAUUUCGUUAACUAAAACUGACUUUAUGUUCACAAUAUCUCAGUUCAUUUGUUUUUAAGUAUUCUCUUCUGCGCCAAGACAAUGCAUGAGACCAAGGUGGAGGCCUUACCAAACUCUCUAUGUAGCAACAUCGUGCUGUACAGCCUAUCUGUUUGUCCGUCUGAAUAUCCUGUGCAUAUAUCACCUACGAUGACAAGAACUUUUGAUAUCAUUAUUGAGUGAUAUACUGAUAUCUAACUUUAGAUUCUAGUGGAUGAGAAAAGACAAAAAGUGUGCUUUAUUUAGCUAUUGUAUGUGACAAGUGUUUCCAGUUAUUGGUUUUAUUGAUUUUUUUUUUCAAUACACUGUGCAUUGCUUAGUAGCAAAAGGAAAACACUGUAGUUUCAGUAGUGAGUCACAAGCACCAAAACUUGAUGUGAAAUAAAAAAUUACAAACCUAUGAAUAUACAGUAUAUAUCUAUACAGUAUAUAUAUAAAUAUAUAUAUAUACACAGAAGUUGAUAGUUUUUAUGAUUUUAUGUUGUUGCUCUGGACUGUAAUAUAGUAAUAGUAUUACAUUUGUUUGUAGAAUACAAGUUGCACGUUAUGCAACUCUAAAGAAACCCUUGAUGCCGUUCACCACUAAUGACUACUGGUGAACUUUGACCUUUUAAACUUUUAGUCAGAGGCAUUAUGAACCUGAAAUACACCAGCUGAAGUCAAGGACAGUGCCUUUAUUUUUCUACCGAGUCAUUCAGAAUGACCAACGCGUCUCUAAAUUACGAAACUGUCGGCGUGAUGUAAUGAGAUCAGAACUUGACCAACCAAUCAAAAAACCAAUGCCAUUGAUCACAGUUUUUUUACAAUGUUGUUUAUAUAUGUUAAAAAAACCCUGAUAACUUAUUGUUUUAUUGUAGUUGUCUAAACUAGUUAACUAAUCUGAGCAAAUAACAACUGGAAAAGGCGAAAAGAUGAUGCAUAUAACAAAAUCUUUUUUAUUUAACAUGCACGUUAGUUAAUAAUCUGUUAAAUGCAACAUUAUAUUCUAUACCCAGCAAGCGAUUUUGCAUUUAAAAGAUGUCUAAUUGAUGUCCAAACAACGAAUGUCUAGGCUAAAACAAGGCCAAAUUUGGGCUGUCAGUAAAAAUGUAAUAGACGUCUUAUCUCAAAAAUAAAUGAAAUAAAAUAAAUAAACACAUUACCCCAAACACCUUGUAAUUACUGUUGACUUUGCUGUAACACUUAACUUAAAGGGGUGCUCAUAAGACUGACGUGUGGCAUGAACAUAAAGGAGAUUUUAUGCAUGUUUAUGACAUCUGUCAUUAAGUGCAAUUCAUUCAAUUAUGCAAUUUUAAUGCAAAGAUGACAUUGUUUGUCUUUGUUAUGUCAACUUGACAUUACCAAGAUAACAUAACUGACCACUUUUUACCAGUUUACCACUUUUUGAUACAAAUUUAAUUUAUAUGUUAUGUUAAUACUCAUAUAUAGUUUCAUAGCAGCGUCAUAAAUAUUUUUCUUGACCUCAACUACAGUGAUACAAACAUAAUUUGUCAUUAAGUGUUAAUACUCUGUCAAAUUGUUUAAUAAUAACGUCAUGAAAAUUCUUCAGUUCAUAAUUUUUUUUAGUUUCCUCCAUGUGUUUAACAAAUAAAAUCAAUCAUAUAAUAAUAAUAAUAAUAAUAAUAAUAAUAAUAAUAAUAAUAAUAAUAAUAAACAAAAUGAAUAAUUAUAUUUUAUUGCAUUUGGAGACUAAAAUUAAAUGAAAACAAUAAUGGGUUAAGCCAUGCAGUGUUCUGUCCAUAUCGCUCAGAAAACAGUUCAUUACAUUCAGUUAAUUAAUUAAAUGUUUUUUUUUUCUAUGUCAGAAAAUUUCAGACCUUCUGUGUGAGGAAGAACAAGUUCUGUUAGUUUUUUAUGUAUUGUGUACAUACAUAAAGUUAAGUAUAAUAUUUUAACGUGUCUGUUGCAUUUUGUUAUGGUAUUUAAAAUUAUUUGAUAGAGUAUUAUUAACACUUAAUGACAUUUAAAUGACAGUUUAAUGUAAUGUUAACCUAUAAAGUUAGAUCGUUUUUAAGUUUGAUAAAUAUUCUGCUAUGUCAUGUUUACGACAGAUUUAUGAUAAGUUAUGAUGUAUUGGUUUAUGUCAAGUUGUCAUAACAAAGACAUUUCAAACAUUAAAAAUGACAUAAUUGAACAAAUGACACUUAAAGACAGUUGUCAUAAAUGUGCAUAAAAUGUUUAUGGCACGUGUCAUGUCAUGAUUAUGAAGGUGUCAUGUCAGUCUUAUGAACACCUCUUUAAGUAAAGUGUUACCGACUUGACAUUCAACUAAAUUCAAGUUUAUUUGGCUAGAAAUGGGGUACUCAUAGCCAGACUAUCCUAUCGCUGUAAAAAGUAAAAGUCGGAUCUACUUAAACAAAUUACUUCAAUUGGUAGCACUUAAAAAAAUUAAGUAUCGUCAACCAAAAAAAUCACCUAUAAAAUUUCAGUUUAAAAUAAUCUUUUUUUACCAGAUGAAGUAAUUUUUAAGUUAAUCUAUCUUUCACUUUUCACAGUGUAGUUAACAUAGAUGGUUAAAUGGCAGCAAUUGCUUGCUGAUUAUCCUCCAUUACCCAUACAAAGGUAGCUGCCAAGAAAUUUAAACUCAAAGCAAACUGAUUAUAAAAUGUGUAGCCAAGAAAAUCACUUUAAAAUUAAUUUGCAGAAAAAAACACAUUUUUUAUGCUGUCAUUUUAUAAUGAAAGUGAAUGUUAAAAUGAAGUCCCUUUACAAUGAAAACAUUUUAAUGCUUAUUAGUUUAAUACGUGCAUAAAUAUGUCAGUCAUACCUUCUCGCUUUAUUACUCUACAACUGAUUCAGACCAUGUUUGCUCAAAUCGAAAAUUCCUGUUAGCUCAAAGUAUACACACACAGUCCCCUUUUGUCCUUUAUCAGGGCAUGAAUAUGCCACACCUCCCCAUCAGCACGAUCAAAACCUGAUGUGCCAUCAAAAUCAAACACCCCUUAUUCUCAUCUCUUCUUAUUUCAAUUCCUUAUUUCCACCCCCUACUCCAUCUGACUUUCUUUGUCUCGCUGGUGCACCUAUAAUCUUAUCAGAUCUGCCCAACCUUCUUUUCCAAUGCCAUCAGAAUUAAGAACUCUACAAGUUGGCUAUAGAUCGCCUCGCUUUACUGUUCAGAAAAUCAUCCAUUUUCAUUUGAAAGAUUAUGGUUGUGUAAUUAAUAAUAAUUUUGUUAACUUGAAAGUAACAUGAUAAAUAUCAAGCACCAUAUUGGCAUUUAAUUAAAUUAAUUUAGAUCUUAAUUGCACAUAUGUUUACUUUGGUGCAUUAUUUGAAUCACAUGCAUUUUAAAUUGUUUAAACUUUGCAAAAGUGCAAGUUUUUAUUUUAGGGUCAUUUAAUGUGUUAUUUUUCAUUCAGGGUCAUUUACAAAAUGUGGCAAAAUUAAUUAGAUUUUAAAUACCUUAACAAAGUUUACCAUCUGAAUGGUUUACACUUUUCCUCAAUUAAAAAUUGAUUUGAUAAAAUGGUAAUUAGUGUCUUUCAAAAGAGGGCUUCAUUUUCCAAAUAGGGAAACAAUUUUUGCUCAUAAUCCUACCACAGGAAUCCACUCUAUGAUGUAUUGAUUCUUAAAUCAGAGAGCGUACAUCUAUGUCAACAUGAAACUUUUCCCAGUAAAAAAGCAGACUUGAAAUGACUUGGUUAUCACCUUAUUGUGGCCUUCUGUGUACAAUCGGAAGCUCCUUCUGUAUUUACUUGCUAAUUGUUUCUUUCCCAAGUAUUUUUUACAAAGUUUUUGAAAAUUAAAGAUUUUGAGAAAGUUUAAAACGUUUUGACAAAUUUGAUAAUACUCAAAGAAAAAAGACAAACAUUUAGACCAAUAUCACAACUGUAGCAUCGGCAAGUUUAGAGAUGCCCGGUUUAAAAGUAUUCUUUGGUAAGCAUUGCAAAAACAUAAUAAAACAUGAAACAAGAUAUGAAAUAACCUACAUAAUAGAAAGGUGAAGGAAAUAGUUAUUUGCAACAAGACUGAACUGCUUCUUUAAGAAAUGUGUAUGUUUUUUAUUGAAUUUUCUAGUAGUAAAUAAAUCUUGGUGUUUUUCUCUGCGUGUCGUGUGUUGUCUUAAUAUUUGAAUGUAUUUACUGCGAAACCAAAUUUGCCAAAGAUGUCAUCCCACUUGAUUUCACUCUUUUUGGGUUUUCAUUUUAUUAAGAUCUGUCGACAAACUGGAAAUAAAUGUGAUUUGAUAUUGAUUUUCUAAUGGAAUUAUAUUGUUAAUAUUAUAUUACUACUUUUGGUUGUUUGUUUGUUUGUUUGUUUUACUGUUGUUCAGGGUUAUUUUAAGUGAAAUGUUCAAUUGUCUGGCAUUCAUCAAACCCUAAUACAGGGUCAUAGGUUACUCUGUGUAUGUGCAUAUGAGUGAAUGUUGUUUGUGAAUUAUCAAUUUACGUAUGUUGUAAUGUGAAACUAAGAAGUAAUUAUUUGUAAAUAUUGGCCAUAAUUUUAUUGGUUCAUCAGAAUAAAGGUACUUUUUUAAGUUCA
Misgurnus anguillicaudatus (oriental weatherfish) is the source of this 8260-nucleotide messenger RNA. It is a transcript of the gene pax5, whose product is annotated as paired box 5. Gene Ontology annotation, molecular function: RNA polymerase II cis-regulatory region sequence-specific DNA binding; DNA-binding transcription factor activity, RNA polymerase II-specific. NCBI's taxonomy places the organism in Eukaryota, Metazoa, Chordata, Actinopteri, Cypriniformes, Cobitidae. The record is from RefSeq and is a predicted model, not a curated record. Gene Ontology annotation, biological process: regulation of transcription by RNA polymerase II; anatomical structure development.